This is a messenger RNA of Spea bombifrons (plains spadefoot toad), 2119 nucleotides long. RefSeq lists its product as uncharacterized. Bases 257 to 1810 code for a protein of 517 amino acids. The transcript is spliced from 8 exons. Lineage: Eukaryota; Metazoa; Chordata; Amphibia; Anura; Pelobatidae. The record is from RefSeq and is a predicted model, not a curated record.
GCCACUGAUUGAGCUCUGAGCUCAGUUUCCUCUCUAGCUAAACACAAGAAGCCUUCCUGCUCCAAGAUCCUGCUAGAAAGCUGGCUUUUUCCAGACUGUACACAUUGUGCACAGAGUUCUCUGACAAUCAUGGAUACCAAGCAGCAAGCUGACAACUUGAAUUUUAUAAAUUAACCACAAGCACUUCAAGUGACCCACAGAGACCGGUACCUUCUUUAGGAGCACUGCAGAGAUUCCCUUUGCUCAUCAGAAGACAAUGUUUAACUGGCACAAAACAUUCUCUAUCUUGCCACAGUGGAAGAAAGGAAAGAAGAUUGUUGCUGCUGACGGUGAGGUGAUCCUUACCCAUAUGAAAAAGCUUACAAAUGAAUACAAAGAUGUCUUGGUAGAACCUCAUUGUUGCCUAAACGGAGACGCGUUUCUACAUUCACAGCCAUCUUCAGAACAAAAGACAGUUUUGUCCCUCAAAGAAAAUGGGUCAAAAUUAAUCUAUGAGAACAAUCCGUGUGAAUUGAGGCCCUCAGAUUCACUUAAUCACCUCAAGAGGUUAUUUAAAUUUGAGUCAGAAGAUUCUGGGGUGGAGAUGCCAAGUGGAGCAAACUCACCUUCUACUCCAAAAGGUUCGGAAAAGAGCUUUGUGAUGCACAGUAGAGAUUCUUCUUGUGACUCUGGUGUCCUCAGUGCAUCUUCAUCGCCUACAGUAGGCCAUAUAGAAAAAAAAGCAGUUGAAGAUGAGAGCCAUACAUUUAUAUCUGAUAUUGAGCCAAUCACAAGUCAGGUAUACACUAAUAAGGGUAAAGAAAAUACAGAAGAACCUGAAACCACCAUAGAAGAUUUCAUUGAAUGCCAAGAGGAGGAAUGUGAUGACCAAAACAAAUCUUCUGCAGCUGGGCUUUUCAAUAAUGAGCUUUCCCCCACAAUGGCAGAAGACGCUAAAGUUUUGGAUGACUUUUACCAGGACACCUUUGAUGGUAUUCAGGAUUUGCAUGCACACAAUCAACUAAAGAGGUAUCCGACAAGUGACAGCUUGGAUGAAUAUAUGGAUGAGUGCUGUAGACUGAGCGAGGUGAACCAAGGGGCAUCCAAAGCUCUCGGUUCAGGCCUUGGAUAUUUGGAACAUAUUUGCCAGCUCAUAGAGAAAAUUGGGCAACUCCAGGAACAUAAUCUCAAAUUGCAAAAACAAGUUUUUCAGUUACAAAAGGAAGACAAAAUGAAACAAAUGAGAGAGGAGUACUUUGGACAGCACUGCUCCUGUGGAGCAGCAAGUGUUUUGCUCAGUUCGUACCAGGAGUCUAAGAAACAUUUUCCUGUAAGGAGGAACCGGCCACACAGUAUGUUUGUACAAAGUGGAAACCAGUCUGACCUCUCCAUGAUCCCAGAAAUCGGAGUUAACUACGAAAAGUUUGGCUACAAAGGAACUAAUACACAGAUGGAUGGGAGAAAUAGCCCUUCAGUUUUGGGGAUACGAAAACCCUUCAAUAAAUUGAAAUGCGACGAAAGAAACCAGCCAGUAUGGGAAAGGAGCUACACCGACUCUUUUAUGCAGCCAGAGCAAGAAAUGAAAAGGUUUGAAGUCCACCCCUGGGGACGCGUCAGAGACCUUCUUAAGAAAACAAAGAAUAAGAAUCAGAAUAAAUUGGGAUUAUCUUCGGCAUCUCUUAAACGAUCCUGUCCUCAGUUAUACAGGCCUGAUCUUUUUCCUUGUGAUGUUAAGAGAAAAGACAGGAAUUCUAUGAUUGUUCUGGGUCAGAAUGUCAGAGAAAACCACUGGUCCAGUUUGUAUGUGUUAAACAGGAAAGAAGAUAUGUGAAGCUCUAAGAAGAUAAAGAUGGGAAUGUAAUAUGUGAAAAGAAUGUUGUAGUAUGUUUCAGAGUUUAAGGAAAUUACAUCAAGUUGGGGAAAAAUAUAAACUCACCCAAAGAAAAUAAGGAGAAGGCCUCAUCCAUAGGAAUACACAUCCCAAGAGAAUGAACUCUUCUCUGUUACAAAUAUCUAUCAUAUUUAUUUGGCAACAUUUGUAUAGGCCAUUUAUUGUCUUUUUCUUAUCGUAAGCGUACAUUAUGUCAAACUCUUCUAAGUUAUUUUCAUUUGAAAAAAUAGUAAAGUGUCUAUGUACUGA